Molecule: messenger RNA, 1894 nt
Organism: Fukomys damarensis (Damara mole-rat)
Lineage: Eukaryota; Metazoa; Chordata; Mammalia; Rodentia; Bathyergidae
Gene: Ubac2
Product: UBA domain containing 2
Exons: 9
Coding region: 81-1118 (345 amino acids)
Molecular function (GO): serine-type endopeptidase activity; protein binding
Source: RefSeq, a predicted model, not a curated record
UGCGCCUGCGCGAUUGCCGGGGCUCCUCACCUCGGCUUCCCUCCCCGGCCCCCUGCGGGGCUUCGGGGCCAGGCCGGACCAUGUUCACCAGCACCGGCUCCAGUGGGCUUUACAAGGCACCUCUGUCAAAGAGUCUUCUGCUGGUUCCUAGUGCCCUGUCCCUCCUGCUGGCCCUCCUACUGCCACACUGUCAGAAGUUCUUCGUGUAUGACCUCCAUGCCGUCAAGAAUGACUUCCAGAUUUGGAGGUUGAUAUGUGGAAGACUAAUUUGCCUUGAUUUGAAAGAUACUUUCUGCAGUAGUCUACUUAUUUAUAAUUUUAGGAUAUUUGAAAGAAGAUACGGGAGCAGAAAAUUUGCAUCUUUUUUGCUGGGUUCCUGGGUUUUGUCAGCUUUAUUUGACUUCAUCCUCGUUGAAGCCGUGCAGUAUUCAUUUGGUAUCGCUGCUGCUAGUAAUUUGCCUUCUGGAUUCUUGGCACCUGUGUUUGCUCUGUUUGUACCAUUUUACUGCUCCAUACCGAGAGUCCAAGUGGCACAAAUUCUGGGCCCGUUGUCCAUCACAAACAAGACAUUGAUUUAUAUAUUGGGACUACAGCUUUUCACCUCUGGUUCCUACAUCUGGAUUGUAGCCAUAAGUGGACUUAUUUCCGGUCUGUGCUAUGACAGCAAAAUGUUCCAGGUUCACCAGGUGCUCUGCGUCCCCAGCUGGAUGGCCCAGUUCCUCUCCUGGACACUAGAGCCCAUCUUCUCCUCGUCAGAGCCUAGCACUGAGGCCAGAAUUGGGAUGGGAGCCACCGUGGACAUCCAGAGGCAGCAGAGAAUGGAGCAGCUCGACCGGCAGCUGAUGCUCUCGCAGUUUGCACAGGCGAGGCGACAGAGACAGCAGCAGGGAGGAAUGAUCAACUGGAAUCGUCUUUUCCCUCCUCUGCGCCAGCGACGAAAUAUAAACUACCAGGAUGGCCGGCAGGCCGAGCAGCAGGCAUCCCCUCCUCUGGAGGUUUCCGAAGAGCAGGUUGCCCGGCUCAUGGAGAUGGGAUUUUCCAGAGGUGAUGCUUUGGAAGCCCUGAGAGCUUCAAAUAAUGACCUCAAUGUGGCCACCAACUUCCUGCUGCAGCACUGAUGGUCCAGCCCAGCCACCGAUGACAGCGGCGUGGUCCACCCUGACACCGCGGCUCGGACCGAGCAGGCUCUGGCACCGAUUCUGUCAUAGAGAGAGGGCGGUCUUCACUCCAAGUUGGUUACCGUUAUAGUAUCAAAUACGUUUGCCAUUAAAUUAGCAUGUAUUUUCUAUCUUUAUUUUUUUAUUGGGCAUUUUCCUUGCUUUGGAGAAUCCUCACUCCUGAUGUGUUCAGAAGCGUUAAAAUUGCGGAUGUCUCCAGCAGCCAAGGGCCUCUCGGGAUUGGGACUCGCUGCUGUCGCCAUGUUCCUCACCUUUCUGCGGGCGCUGUGCCACACGGGAAAGGGCACUGCUCCUUCAGGAAGGAAGUGUCGCAUCAGUCUCCAUGGGCUUUUUUUAGUCGCUGCUUUUUUUCCCAACAUUGCGUUCACAUCCCCUGGCUGUUCGGUCCGCACACUUCCCAGAGGCCGUGCAGUACCCGCCAGGCCUCAGGGACAGGGGGGAGGCGCACAGCCUGGCUCCAUGCUGGUCUGGCCCACUCCAGUCCAGAGGAUUUCCCGACUCCUUCCUCCCAUUUCCAUUAAAAAUAAUGGUGAUACCAUGUUCAGACUUGACGUUCUGGGAUACUCCAUAACAGCUGGGGUUAAUUUUGCUCAAAAGUCCGGAAUUAGCCACUUAGGCUGGGUAGGGAGUGGAGCAAGAGAAUGGUUGCUUCCUGGAGUCUGGCAGAGUCUGACCAGAUCGCGCAGUGGCUGGGCCAGUCCAGUGCAGCCCCAGGA